Molecule: messenger RNA, 2120 nt
Organism: Ostrinia nubilalis (European corn borer)
Lineage: Eukaryota; Metazoa; Arthropoda; Insecta; Lepidoptera; Crambidae
Gene: DNaseII
Product: deoxyribonuclease-2-alpha
Exons: 8
Coding region: 251-1519 (422 amino acids)
Biological process (GO): apoptotic DNA fragmentation
Molecular function (GO): deoxyribonuclease II activity
Source: RefSeq, a predicted model, not a curated record
CGCGCAGCUGCUUGAAGUUUCUAAGGACGAAAACUAGUUUUUGAUCAUUCACGUUUCGGGUUUGAAUGAAUGCAUGUCUCGAAGGGAUAUUUAUCGAAGGAAACCGUUCUAUUGUUGUGUAAACAUUUAGAUUGUUUGACACUCGCAGCGACGUUAUGAUCAUAUUGCAUGACAUCAUAAACAAUCGUAACAUCGACUUCCUGCGGCCCUUCUUACUUGCGGGACGAUUUUCGCGGACAAUACACGCGCGAUGUGUUACGUUGUGUUCUUAGUUGUUGCUUUAUUUGUUACUUGUGGAGCCAGCUUGACGCCUCAGUGCAGAAAUGAAAAGGGGGAACCGGUGGAUUGGUUCUACAUCUACAAGCUGCCUCGGGAGAAGAAUCACCUAAACCCUCUGGUACGCAGGGGGGUCGCGUAUAUGCACCUCACCCCCUCUAAGCUUAGGGGGGGUUGGAUCAUGUCCGAUCUGGCCAUCAGCGACCCCCGGUCCAUGCUCGGGAAGACCUUGGCUCCUUUGUAUCAGGACAAAAAUAUCAUAUCCUUAGUGUACAAUGAUCAGCCCCCAGCUACGGAAAAUCAACCCGACGUUCUACAGUCAGUAGCCGAUAUGUAUUCCAAAAGCAAACGAGGACAAACGAAGCAGGCCGGCAUAAAAAAGUACAAAAAGUUCAAACUUGGCGACAAGUAUUACGACGACUACGACUUGGCAGAGAUGUGCAAGAUGCACUCCAAGUUUAUGAAGACCCGAGUGGAGAGCGGCCACACCAAGGGAGUGAUACUUGGCGACAAGUUCACCUCGCUGUGGCUUGUGCAUUCUGUGCCAAGGUUUCCGCCGGUGCCUGACAUGCACGGCCUAAACGUGACCUCGUACGACUACCCUACAACGGGCAUGAAGUAUGGCCAGUCCUUCCUCUGUGUGUCGGUCCAGACGUCCACACUGAACCAGAUCGCCACCCAGCUGAAGUACAACGAGCCGCUCAUAGCGCACCACCAUAUACCGCAGGAGUUCGAGGGAGAGUUGCCCAAUUUGCUCGACGUUGUCAAUAAUAAGACGAUAGACGCAUCGCCGUGGUACCACAUAGAAAGCUUCGAGACUCUGGUCGGGCGCAAGUUUCUCUCGUUCGCCAAGAGCGCCAUGUUCAACGAUGAUCUUUACAGCGGGCUUGUGGCUGAAGUCUUGCAGUCAGACCUGCUUGUGGAGUCGUGGACCAACGGCCCUGGCACUUUGGACUCGGAGUGCAGUAGAAACUUCCAAGUGCGCAACAUCGAGCGGCUAAAGUUUCCGAUCGCAAAGAUGUCGUUUACCUCCCACAACGACCACUCGAAGUGGGCGGUGGCGGUCGCGCAUAAGAUGCACAACAGCCAAGACACGAAGGUGGCAGAUUACUGGGUCUGCGUCGGAGAUAUUAAUAGAGCGCUACCACAAGAAUCGCGUGGCGGAGGCACGGUGUGCACAUCGGGACCCAUUUUAUGGGGGAAUUUCGCUCAUCUCAUUGAGUCGGUACAAACAUGCAACUGAUUGAUAUAAUAAAUAGCUAAUAUAAACUGACCCGUCUACAAUGCUGUAAGAAAAAUUUGUUUCUGCAAGGAAUAACAAGCAGAUCUCAACAAAUAUUUUAAAGGCUCCUUGCUUUUUCAGCUCGAGAACUUAUAGCCACUAGCAACGAACAAUUUCAAUUUCAUUCUUUAUCUACCAUAGAUAUAAAUAUUUAUGUAGUUUAUGUUGAAACUACAAGCCCGUUACCACGUCACAAACUUGUAUUACUUUAGUACAAAGUCGUUUUAGUAUUAUGGUCAUAAACUGUGAUCAUAGGAUAUGAGUAAAAAUAGGCAAGUUAAUAAAAACUUAGUUUUAAACAGUAGGGCCUUUAUUUAUGACAAGAAAAAAUGAAAUGACCAAUUGUAAUACUCACAAAAAAUUAAAUAAACUUAUUCCAUCUAUGUAAACUGUUUGUGUGUAAAAAUGUGUAUGUGAUCUUCGAUAUAUUUGUACAUAUUUUAGCAACUAUCUUCUUGAUAAACCAAUGUUCUAAUUACUAUGUAAUUUAGACUAAAUGAUAAGACUAGAAUAGUGCUAAUUUAAAUAAGCUAAGCCUAAAAUAAAUUUUACAAAAAAUAAA